CUACGACCCCUGAACAAACGCAUCGAAGAUAGCGAGCACUUUCUCUCUCCUCUUCUUAUCCAUCCGCAGUCUUUCAAACCCUAGAAAUUCUCCACCUCCGAGCUGAAUUUCAUGUGAUUUUCGUGGAGUUUAAGGAUUUUUGAGCUGGAUUUGGAACUGAGAGGGAGUUUGUGUUUUUUUUCUGGUUUGAUUUGACGGUGGUUGGUGGAAUUGGAGGUGCUCUGUGCUGUUGUUGAGGUGGUUUUUGAAGAUCGGGGUUCAGAGAUCGAAAUUGAACGGUGGUGUGGUUUCAGAUUUGAGGGAUGACUUCUUUGAGCAGGGAAUUGGUGUUUCUCAUACUCCAGUUUCUGGAUGAGGAGAAGUUCAAAGAGUCUGUUCACAAACUUGAGAAAGAAUCAGGGUUCUUUUUCAAUAUGAAGUACUUUGAGGAAAAGGUGCAGGCUGGCGAAUGGGAAGAAGUUGAGAAGUACUUAACAGGGUUUACUAAAGUUGACGAUAAUAGAUACUCAAUGAAAAUAUUCUUUGAAAUCAGAAAGCAGAAGUAUCUGGAAGCACUUGAUCGGCAAGACAAAGCAAAAGCUGUGGAGAUAUUAGUUGGUGAUUUAAAAGUGUUCUCCACCUUCAAUGAGGAACUAUACAAAGAAAUCACUCAGCUGUUAACACUUACUAAUUUCAGAGAGAAUGAGCAGCUGUCUAAAUAUGGUGAUACCAAAACUGCUAGGAGCAUUAUGUUGAUAGAACUAAAAAAGCUCAUAGAGGCAAAUCCUCUUUUCCGUGAUAAGCUUGUCUUCCCUACCCUCAGGUCAUCAAGACUGCGAACUUUAAUCAAUCAAAGUCUGAACUGGCAGCACCAGCUCUGUAAAAACCCGAAGCCAAAUCCAGAUAUAAAGACUUUAUUUACAGAUCAUACUUGUGCACCUCCUAAUGGUCCUCUGGCACCAACCCCCAUCAACCUUCCGAUUGCUGCACUCGCAAAGCCUGCUGCUUAUACUUCACUUGGAGCUCACGGUCCCUUCCCUCCUGUUGCUGCAACUGCUAAUGCUAAUGCUUUGGCUGGUUGGAUGGCCAAUGCCUCAGCUUCGUCAUCUGUCCAAGCAGCUGUUGCCACAGCGUCAACUAUUCCAGUGCCACAGAAUCAAGUGUCUAUCUUGAAACGUCCUAAAACACCUCCAGCAACUCCUGGGAUGGUUGAUUAUCAGAAUGCUGAUCAUGAACAGCUAAUGAAAAGGCUUCGCCCUAAUCAUUCUGUAGAGGAGAUGUCAUAUCCUGUGGCUCGACAAGCCUCUUGGUCAUUGGAUGAUCUGCCAAGAACGGUGACUAUGACUUUGCAUCAGGGGUCCUCUGUUACAAGCAUGGAUUUUCAUCCUUCUCACCAUACCUUACUUCUUGUUGGUUCUAAUAAUGGUGAGAUUACCCUCUGGGAACUCAGUUUGCGAGAAAGGUUGGUCUCAAAGCCGUUCAAGUUAUGGGAUGCGUCAGCAAGCAUGCUACCAUUUCAGGCAGCUGCGGUCAAGGAUGCACCUAUUUCUGUCAGUCGUGUCACGUGGAGCCCUGAUGGAAGUUUUGUAGGUGUUGCUUUUACUAAACAUUUGAUUCAUUUAUAUGCCUACACUGGAUCAAAUGACCUAGCCCAGCGCAUAGAGGUUGAUGCCCAUAUUGGUGGUGUGAAUGAUUUGGCAUUUGCUCAUCCAAAUAAACAGCUAUGUAUUGUGACUUGUGGGGACGAUAAAUUGAUAAAGGUGUGGGAUACAAAUGGCCGAAGACUAUUUACCUUUGAGGGGCAUGAGGCGCCUGUAUAUUCUAUUUGUCCUCAUCACAAAGAGAGCAUUCAGUUUAUAUUUUCAACUGCCGUUGAUGGAAAAAUAAAGGCUUGGUUGUAUGAUAACAUGGGUUCUAGGGUUGACUAUGAUGCCCCUGGUCAUUGGUGUACUACGAUGCUUUACAGUGCUGAUGGAAGUAGAUUGUUUUCUUGUGGGACAAGUAAAGAUGGAGAGUCUUUUCUUGUUGAAUGGAAUGAAAGUGAAGGAGCCAUUAAGAGAACAUACAAUGGAUUCAGAAAGAAAUCUGCCGGUGUUGUCCAGUUUGACACAACCCAAAAUCGCUUCUUGGCUGCAGGCGAAGACGGCCAAGUGAAGUUUUGGGACAUGGACAAUAUAAAUCUUCUUGCAAGCACUGAUGCAGAUGGUGGAUUACAGGGCCUUCCACGCUUGAGAUUCAAUAAGGAAGGAAAUAUUCUUGCUGUUACCACUAUGGACAAUGGAUUCAAGAUACUUGCUAAUGCUACUGGUCUUAGAUCCUUAAGAGCAAUUGAAACUCCAGCAUUUGAAGCAUUGCGGACGCCCAUUGAAUCUGCUGCAGUCAAGGUAUCUGCCUCUUCUGUUAAUGUUAGUCCUAUCAACUGCAAAGUGGAAAGAAGCUCUCCUGUCAGGCCUUCUCCAAUUCUUAAUGGAGUUGAUCCCGUGGGUCGAAAUGUAGAGAGACCAAGAACCGUGGAAGAUGUAACAGAUAGGACUAGACAAUGGCAACCAACUGAAAUUCUGGAUACUGUCCAAUGUCGGUCAGUUAGCUUGCCUGACAGCAUGGAGUCUUUCAGCAAGGUCAUCCGACUUUUAUAUACAAAUUCUGGUGUUGGUAUUUUGGCCCUUGGUUCAAAUGGUAUCCAGAAGCUUUGGAAAUGGGCUCGCAAUGAACACAAUCCUACUGGGAAGGCUACCGCCAGUGUUGUUCCACAACAGUGGCAACCCAACAGUGGUCUUCUUAUGACUAAUGAUAUCUCAGGUGUAAACCUUGAAGAAGCGGUCCCUUGCAUUGCACUCUCAAAAAAUGACUCAUAUGUCAUGUCUGCCUGUGGCGGAAAGGUUUCACUAUUUAACAUGAUGACAUUCAAGGUAAUGACCACAUUUAUGCAACCACCUCCUGCAUCUACCUUUCUAGCUUUCCAUCCUCAGGAUAACAACAUUAUUGCCAUUGGGAUGGAGGAUUCAACCAUUCACAUCUAUAAUGUCAGAGUGGAUGAGGUGAAAUCAAAAUUAAAGGGUCACCAGAAGCGAAUAACUGGUUUGGCCUUCUCAACCAAUCUUAACAUCCUUGUCUCAUCUGGUGCUGAUGCUCAACUUUGCGUGUGGAGCAUUGAUACAUGGGAGAAAAGAAAAUCAAUUCCAUUACAACUACCUGCGGGAAGGUCACCUGUUGGUGAUACACGGGUUCAGUUCCAUUCGGAUCAACUUCGCUUAUUGGUGGUCCAUGAGACUCAGUUGGCAGUAUAUGAUGCCUUAAAGAUGGAACGCAUUCGGCAGUGGGUUCCCCAAGAUGCUCUGUCUGCUCCCAUAUCAUGUGCAGUUUAUUCUUGCAACAGUCAGUUAAUAUAUGCUACAUUUUGCGAUGCAAACGUUGGGGUUUUCGAUGCUGAUACCUUGAGACUAAGAUGUCGAAUUGCACCAUCUGUAUGCUUGUCAUCUGCUGCUUUAAGCGGAAACCAGGCUGUGUAUCCUUUUGUGGUUGCGACUCAUCCACUAGAACCUAACCAGUUUGCUGUUGGGUUAACUGAUGGGUCUGUCAGAGUGAUAGAACCUACUGAAUCAGAAGGUAAGUGGGGAUCUUCUCCACCUGUGGACAAUGGAAUAUUGAAUGGUAGGACAGCUUCUUCAUCUACAACAAGCAACCACACUGCCGAUCAGGCCCAAAGAUAAGAUUCAUUGUAGUAUAGUAGCGUAGUUCUUGCCAUUUGUAAGUUUAUCAGCCUAGGUAUUUAUAUUUUGAUUCACCAUUUUGUCUCAUCAAUAUCAGGUCAGCUUGGACAUAAAAUGAUAAAUUUUUAGAUGUACCCUCUUGUAUACCUUAAUUUAUUCUAGUUAAACUUAAAUUUUAUGUUUAUAUUUCA
Lotus japonicus is the source of this 3880-nucleotide messenger RNA. Its product is annotated as topless-related protein 3-like. Gene Ontology annotation, biological process: regulation of DNA-templated transcription. Gene Ontology annotation, molecular function: protein binding. The record is from RefSeq and is a predicted model, not a curated record. The transcript is spliced from 25 exons. Lineage: Eukaryota; Viridiplantae; Streptophyta; Magnoliopsida; Fabales; Fabaceae. The coding region runs from base 303 to 3689 and encodes 1128 amino acids.